GGCAUUCCGCUCGCCCACGUUCGAGGGGCGCCGGUAUCGCUUCAGCCUCAUGGCGACCAGCCUCAAGCGUGUCCCGUCGACGCUCGUCGCCCUCCCGUUCGAAGGCGUCGCGAGGACUGUGCCCGUCGUGACGGUCGCCGGCAUGGUCAGCACGGUGCUCCUGAGCCUGCUACUCCCAGGCCGCGCCCCCCUCCAAGGAGCCGGACUUGGCCGCAUUCGCGUGCUGCUUCUCGCGCAGGACGCGACUCGCUCCGCCGGCGACGGCCCGCUUCCACGCCACGACCUGUUCGGGCUCUCGCCGCGCGAGUGGGCGCACCAAGUGCCGCGCGACGUCACCAAGGACGAGUACAUCGCGUGCGCCGAGCGCCUGCACGAGGCGUCGAGGACGGACGGGUACAAGGCGCUCGCUGCGGAGAUGGCGAAGAGGGAGCACGACUCGGGCCAGCUCGAGCGGCUCGUGCGCGAGUGGACGAUCGGGCUCAAGCUGCUCGCGGCACUCUUUGCGGAACCGUGGGGGUCCUUUUCCGGGGUCGUGCAGAACCCGCACACGGUCCGCAACCGCCACUCAUACCCGCUCAUCCGCCGACCGAGCGUGUGACGCAGCUCGACCUCCUUCCUCUCCUUGCCGUACUUUCCCCCUCGCCCGUGCAACUCUGCUCCCUCAGUGCUCCUC
Molecule: messenger RNA, 673 nt
Organism: Rhodotorula graminis WP1
Lineage: Eukaryota; Fungi; Basidiomycota; Microbotryomycetes; Sporidiobolales; Sporidiobolaceae
Exons: 4
Source: RefSeq, a predicted model, not a curated record